UUUGGUGGAGAGAGAAAGAGCUGGGCAAUUUCUUUCUAGGGUUUCUUGCGGCUCUCCAUCUCGCCUCUACCGCCGAUGGCCACUGAUCAACGCGCCUCUCCAUCUCCCCUCUUGCUCCUCCUCCUUUCCUUGCUGAUCAGUGCCGCCGCUGCUCUUGCUAGUCGCCGCCAUUGGCCUUUCCGGCGCUGAUUCUCCUCUCACCGUUGUUGUUUCUCUCUCUCUAGUUUAUGUUUUCUCUUUCACUGUGAAAAUAAUGAUUCCCUGCAUAGUUCUUGCUGGCCCUAUUGGUCUUGGUUUUGGAUAUAUGAGGCAAGUACUAUAUGCUGUAAUUGCAUUUUGAUUUGUUAAUAAUUUUGGCGAUUAUGCAAUUCUUGUGCAAAGAUCUAAUAACCAAGUUUAAUCCUUACUCUCAGUGCAGAAGGAAAUAACAUCCUUCCCUUUGUUAGCCUUGUUUUCUCUAGCAUGCUCAUUAUUGCUGGUGUGAGUUAUCCUCCAACAUUUUUGGCUACUCACUAUUUUACCUUCCAAAUUCUUAUUUUAAAUCUGAAAAAUGAUCUUAGUAGAUAGAGAAUCGUGUUGUGUUAACACUAAAAAAUGUGAAUGUAACUACUAUUUAAUCAUUAUUACAGUGCUUUACAUAUGCUUUUGCAAGGCAAUUAAAUGCUUUCCAGACUGGUGAUAUGUUAUUUGGCAUGUGGAAUUCUUAUAUCUUGUGGAACUUCGCUUGGUGUUUUUCUACAGUGGGUUAUCCAGGUCAUAGUGCUUUGGAGAAGAGACUAUAGUAUGAUUCCAUUAUCAUGGAUGAGCAUUUUAAAGGACAAAGAUGUGCAUGUGACAGGGAAUCUGCUGCGCAUUGCCAUUUUUAACAUUAGCUACAUAAGAGGCCUUUUUCCUGAGAAAUAUUUCCAUGAUAAGUCUGUUCCUGCCUUAAGAGAUGAAGAUCAAGAAGCUUACACCAAUGGAUGCAAAGUUUUGCAGACUAAUUGAUUGGAUGGAGAAAGGUGUUUAUGAUGCAUUGCAGAAGAAAUACCUAAGGACAUUGUUGUUCUGUGUUUGUAAAGGAGUGGAAGGUUCAGUGAUUGAGGAAUAUGCAUUUACUCUAAUUCUGAAAGCCAAGAGGUUUCAAUGAAGAUCAAUUGCACUGUGAUUGAUGAUGCCACUGGUGCUAGAAAG
Molecule: messenger RNA, 1173 nt
Organism: Camellia sinensis
Lineage: Eukaryota; Viridiplantae; Streptophyta; Magnoliopsida; Ericales; Theaceae
Source: RefSeq, a predicted model, not a curated record